This is a messenger RNA of Centruroides sculpturatus (bark scorpion), 1316 nucleotides long. RefSeq names its product QRFP-like peptide receptor. The record is from RefSeq and is a predicted model, not a curated record. Gene Ontology annotation, molecular function: neuropeptide receptor activity. The transcript is spliced from 5 exons. NCBI's taxonomy places the organism in Eukaryota, Metazoa, Arthropoda, Arachnida, Scorpiones, Buthidae. Bases 1 to 1230 code for a protein of 409 amino acids. Gene Ontology annotation, cellular component: membrane. Gene Ontology annotation, biological process: neuropeptide signaling pathway.
AUGGAAACGACUAACUGGUUCCAUCUUUACAUCAAUGUCACGGCCGACGUACCAGAAGUCACCAAUGCUACGGUACUUCAAAUGUUUUCGCACGUCCUUCAGGAAUACCAACACGAUCAGCUGAUCGUAACAGAAACGCGUAACUUAGUUUUGAUAACAUUGUAUGUGGCCUCCUUUUUAAUAGCUGCAACUGCUAACACUUUGGCUUUAUUAACAUUUUUCAGAUAUCGACGUAUGAGACAAUUACCGAAUACUUUAUUGAUCACUUUAGCCAUUGCCGAUUUAUUAGUUGCUUUAGUAUGCAUGCCAAUGGCUAUCGGAAACUAUACUUAUAAGCUAUGGAUUUUCGGUGAAUUCAUGUGUAAAUUAUCUAAUUAUCUCCAAGCUGUAGCAGUUACUUCUAGUAUAUUCACAAUGACUGUGAUGAGUUUGGAUAGAUACGUCGUUAUAUGUCAUCCUAUAACGUGUAGAAGAAUAUUUGGACGUCGUCACGUAAGAAUGGCAGUUGUUAUAGUUUGGUUUCUAGCAGCACUCCUCUUCAUCCCCAUCCUUGUAGUUAGAACUACGCCUGGAGUGACUUUCUACGAUCCUGCUAGUUCUGGAACUUACGUCGUAUUUUGUGUAGAAUAUUGGCAAUCUCUUGGAAAGAAAAGAGCAUUUGGCAUCACAGUUUUCGUCAUUGUUUUUUUUAUUCCUGGUUUAAUAAUGGGUUUUGCCUAUUUUCGAAUAGGUAUAAGACUUUGUGAGAAACAGAAAAUAUCAUCUAUUCGAUCAGUUUCUGGAGAAAUGAGCUCGAACAAGAGUGAUGUUUCCGUUAGACUUCAAAGUAUAUUACAAAAAAGGCGUCAAGUAGCCAAAAGAUUCGUUAUUCUAACGACUGUUUUUGCAGCUUGUUGGGUCCCAUACAAUUUUAUCACUUUCCUGUUAGACUGCCAAAUGAAUACUCAAAUGGACGAAGCCCUUUUGGAUUUUUUACCAUUUGGAUUAUUACUAGGACAUACCAACAGUGCCAUCAAUCCUAUACUUUACUGCUGGCUAAAUCGAAGAUUUAGGUGGUGUCUGAUAGAUCAACUAAAGUGCAAUAGCUGUAAAUGUUUAAAUCCACCAUACAGAAGAGCUGAUUGCUAUAAAAAUGAAGAUCUUCUAACACAGAGAACGAGUUUUACACCAUCUUCGCAAGGUAAACAGAAAGCCAAUCACAUGGAAAUUGUAUGUUCCACAUCACUUUGAUCAUUUGCUUACUUUCUAAUUCGAUGAAAAGCAUAUUUAAAAAAUGGCAAAAAUAAAAACAAAAUUUAUCUUGUUUUUAUUCAAAA